UUCCUCCCUCGGGGCCAAUGCCUUUCGGGGCCCCUGCCUUUCCUUCGGGGCCCCCGGCGGAGGGCUGAGGGUGCCAGGGGCGAGGAUGCCCAGCGGAGGGGAAGAGCCAUCGUCCCUCAGGAGGGAACUUUCCAAGGGCUGCUGCACCCAAAGGCUGCCCAGAAGCAAGUCCCUGGCUAAGAGGGCUUUCCUCUCCCUCUCUUUUCUCCCUUAGCCUUGCUUUCCCCAAGCCCAGGCAACAUGGAUGUGAAGCCAACCUGAAGCCUCUCCUGGAGGAAAUCCAAACUCUUCUUGUCAUCUAUUCAUUGACCUGGCACUUUUCUUCGCCGUCUUUUGGGGGCCAUGUCUGUACCUGGCAACUUCACCCCCUGGGACUAAAGGAUCUCUGUCACCCCCCUGAACCAUGCGUCUCCUGGAGGCCUCCCUUGGCUUGGCUUGGCUCUUCCUGGGCAGCCUCUCUGCCUUGGCAGCCUUCAGAGCAGCUGGGGGCAGAAAGGGCAAGGAGUGUGGCUCAGGGUGCCAGGCUUCUCCUCAUCCUCAGCUCCUUCAACACAGAGCAACCGGGCAAGAAGUUGCCUGGAGCAGAGGAAGUUGGCAUGAUAUGGAUGGGGCUUUCUCCCAGAGUGGCCGAUCCAAAGCCUCUCCUGAGACCUGGGCUCCAUUGGAGGAUUACAGUAGUGCCAAGGAUUGGAGUCUGGUUCACGUUGCCCACCGUGGAGAAGCCUUACCACUCUCUGUUGGCCCUUCAGGAGAACAUGUGCAUGAAGACACUUUUGUAGCCUUGGAGGCUGGGAGACACUUGGAUCUCUCUAAGCAGGUGGCAGAAAGCAGGUGGCACAGGGCAGGGACUGGGUCCAAGAGGCACGCUAGAAUUAAGCGAGGUGCCACUGAGCUCCAGGACCAAGGAAGACUAGAGAAAGCCAAGGCUUUUGAGAAUACCCGCCUUGUGAGAAACAUUGACAACUCCACACACGGCCAAAGAACUCGUGUGGCAGAGGAUGAUCUGCCUCAGGCGUUGCCCUUGAAUGGCUCCACGGCUCAUGCCGGGGAGAGGGACGCCGGUGCCCUGCGGAAUGGGACCUUCCGGCCCGGCCGGGUCAAGAAUCCUUUCUACCCCUUGACAGAGGAGUCCUACGGUGCCUACGCUGUCAUGUGCCUGUCGAUAGUGAUCUUUGGCAUUGGGAUCAUGGGCAACAUGGCCGUGAUGUGCAUCGUGUGCCACAACUACUACAUGAGGAGCAUCUCCAACUCCUUGCUGGCCAACCUGGCCUUUUGGGAUUUCCUCAUCAUUUUCUUCUGCUUGCCGCUGGUGAUCUUUCAAGAACUCACCAAAAAGUGGCUGCUGGAUGAUUUUUCAUGCAAAAUUGUACCAUACAUUGAGGUAGCAUCACUUGGAGUAACCACCUUUACAUUAUGUGCCCUCUGCAUUGACCGCUUCCGUGCUGCGACUAAUGUGCAGAUGUAUUAUGAAAUGAUUGAAAACUGUACGUCAACAACUGCCAAACUGGCUGUAAUAUGGAUCGGGGCUCUACUUCUGGCACUUCCUGAGGUGGUUCUACGCCAGUUGACGAAAGAAGACUCUGAAAUCAGUGGGAGCCCUCCUGUAGAACGGUGUGUGGUAAAGAUCUCACCUCACUUGCCCGACACAAUCUAUGUCUUGGCCCUCACCUAUGACGGUGCAAGGCUUUGGUGGUACUUUGGCUGUUACUUUUGCUUGCCUACUCUUUUUACCAUUACUUGCUCCUUGGUGACUGCAAGAAAAAUUCGAAAAGUGGAGAAGGCUUGUACAAGAGGAAACAAGCGACAAAUCCAGCUGGAGAGCCAGAUGAACUGUACAGUGGUGGCUUUGACCAUUUUAUAUGGCUUUUGCAUUAUUCCUGAAAACAUCUGCAAUAUUGUCACUGCCUAUAUGUCCACAGGGGUGUCACGACAGACUAUGGACCUCCUGCACCUCAUUAGUCAAUUUCUGUUGUUCUUCAAGUCAUGUGUGACUCCAGUUCUCCUUUUCUGUCUUUGUAAACCAUUCAGUCGAGCCUUUUUGGAGUGUUGUUGCUGCUGCUGUGAUGAAUGCAUUCAGAAGUCUUCAACGGUUACAAGUGAUGACAAUGACAAUGAGUAUACUACAGAGCUUGAACUCUCCCCUUUCAGUACUAUACGUCGGGAAAUGUCCACCUUUGCCUCAGUUGGGACUCACUGUUAGUCAGAAUAAAGACCCACCAUACAAAGUCAAGUUUCCUCCCACAAUGACUUCAAUUGGAUUCUGGUUUUGGAAUUUUAAUUUUUUAUUGGGAAAAAAAAAGCAAGUGGAACUCUGUAAGAUUUACUGUAAACUGGUGUGCAUAUUAACAUAUUUACUUUUGAGAAAUAAUUUUUAGUAACUAAAACACAUAUGUUUUCAACAUGGAGUUUUAAAUAAUUAUAUUUCUGGUGCUAGUAUUUUAUAUAUUAAGGGAAAGCAGAAGAUGCUUCCACCUCCUGUAUUAUUAAAUUAAUUUACGCUGGAUUUUUCUUUUAUUCUUUUAAAAUAACUGCUGCACACUGCUUACCUUGGUAAUGAUCCAGCUUGCAGUAAACAUUUGUAAGGCUAGUCCUUAAUGCAGCUGUGUGAAAGUAGGUUCUAUUGAAUGUGAACUUGCAACAUUCUUCUGAUAGUUAUUCUGUAUGGAAGUUUGUUCUUUUGGCAGGAUGCUCAACAAAUACUAAUGACUCUUUGAUUUCAGUGAAAGAUAGUGAAUUACACACUUAAAUCUGUUAAAAUCAAUGGGACUGUAAAUUCAUUAACAUAGGUUGAAUUAUUCUCAUUGUUUUCCCCCUCUCCUUCCUUAAAUAAUUUAUGGAAAAUAUGUGAUUUGAAGUAUUUCAGAAGAGAUUUAAGACCACAUUAUGUAAAUUAUAAUGAGAUUAUUUAGGAUUUCUAAAUAAAUAAAUAACUAGUUUAAAUUAAAUGUGUUUUUAUUAUUGGACCUGCAUUUUUGAUAAGCAUUUUAACAAUGACACCAAGAAAUAUGAGAAAAUUUCCAUAACAAGAAAAGCAGUUGUUGUUUUUUUACCCUUUACACAAACUAAUUACAAAAUGAUUAAUAUUGUAAUAGUCAUAAAUAAAAAUACCCUUGGAGCUAUAGCUUCAUAAUGGGUUGAUGCAGGAUUAAAACCAUGAGGUUGAUUUCUCUUUACCAAAUGACAUACGAGAACAAUUUGAGUACAAUUAUGAGUUAGGUGGAGACUAAAUACCCUGAAGGUGCCAGAUCCCAUCUGAUCUUGGAAGCCAAGUGAUGUCAGAUCUGGUUAGUACUUGAGUGGGAGACCACCAACAAAUACCAGGUGCUGUAGGCUGUAUUUCAGAAGAAGGAACUGGCAAAACCACCUCUAAGUGUUCCUUGCCUAAGAAAAUCCAAUGAAAUUCUUGAGGUCACCAUGGGUCAGCAGGUGACCUGAAGGCACAUACAAACAUAAUGUAGUCAUUUGUAUGACUGCCUUCUUGGCUUUAAGCAUGAAAUCCUGUGGGGCACUGGAGAGAAAGGCAGUUGUACAUUGUUGCACUGAACUGGAAGUGAGGUCAUAUCUGCACAAUAGGUUCCCAAUCUAGUAUGCAUAAAAAAGCAACACAAUCCUGUAUUGGUAAUAACAAACCCCAUGAUUUUGUAGUGUAAAAUAUGUUGUCAGAAUAUUUGCUAUUUCUCUUAAUGGAUAUUUCCUUUUUAACCUGUAGAUAUACAGUAAGUUUUUAUAUUCUGUUUGAUCCAGUGGGAUCCAUUCAACCAGGAUGUAAUUACCUGUGACUCUGAUAGUUUCUUUAUACAAUGUGUUCUACACUAAGGGUGUGUCCUCAGUCUGUGUGUAAAGCUACUGCUGUAAGUGAUGGUGCCAUUGUAGGGGGAGGUUUGUAAGAACUUGCCACAGAGUUUAGUGACAAUAAAAUCUGAAGGCUUAAAAUGUGUGGUGCAUAUUUUGUCCCCUGAUUUUUGGUUAUCAAAAUCAUGCAUACUUUGGUCAGAGUUAAAUUUCGGCAAAUUCAAUAGACUAUUUUUCUGGCUGUCUCAUGUAAUGUUAAAAAUCAAUUAAGCUGGUAUCAUCUGUUUACAUAGGCUAGAAUCCAGUGCAUUUUGUCUAUAGAUGUAGAUUCUGGAAUGAAAAAAAGGAUGUGACAAUUCCACCCUCAUCUUUCCCAGCCUUUCCUGCC
Messenger RNA from Sceloporus undulatus (fence lizard), 4180 nucleotides. It is a transcript of the gene GPR37, whose product is annotated as G protein-coupled receptor 37. Lineage: Eukaryota; Metazoa; Chordata; Lepidosauria; Squamata; Phrynosomatidae. Gene Ontology annotation, cellular component: plasma membrane; signaling receptor complex. Gene Ontology annotation, biological process: positive regulation of MAPK cascade; adenylate cyclase-inhibiting G protein-coupled receptor signaling pathway. The transcript has 2 exons. Gene Ontology annotation, molecular function: prosaposin receptor activity; G protein-coupled peptide receptor activity. The record is from RefSeq and is a predicted model, not a curated record. Bases 404 to 2200 code for a protein of 598 amino acids.